Chrysochloris asiatica (Cape golden mole) is the source of this 960-nucleotide messenger RNA. It is a transcript of the gene STPG1, whose product is annotated as sperm-tail PG-rich repeat containing 1. Gene Ontology annotation, cellular component: female pronucleus; germinal vesicle; male pronucleus. The record is from RefSeq and is a predicted model, not a curated record. The transcript is spliced from 8 exons. Lineage: Eukaryota; Metazoa; Chordata; Mammalia; Afrosoricida; Chrysochloridae. Gene Ontology annotation, molecular function: chromatin binding; histone binding. Bases 1 to 960 code for a protein of 319 amino acids. Gene Ontology annotation, biological process: epigenetic programing of male pronucleus.
AUGGCACUUGGCUGGUACCUGAGGAGUUUCACUGCUGCGUAUCCGACACAACCCUCGAUUCCUUUUAAAUGGCCGACUUCGGAAAUUCCAAGUCCAGAAAGAAAAGGAUUUAAUAGUCAAGCCAAGAGAUUUUAUUAUAAAAAGGAUGAUAUCCCAGGUCCUGGGUUCUACAACGUCAUUCACCAAUCUCCAGUGUUCAACAGUGUGUCCUUGUCUAAGAAAGGAACGUGCACUUUUCCGUCUAUGUGUACCCGACUGGACACCAUCAUUUCUAAAUAUCCUGCAGCUAAUGCAUACUCAAUCCCAUCAUAUAUUCUUUCAAAGAAGGACUUCAGUAACUCUGGUUCCAGCAUGUUCCAGUUGCCAAGCUUUGCCAAAGUUCUCAAAUUGGAAACUCCAGCACCAAACCAUUACAAUGCCUCUAUCUCCUCCUGCAAGCAGAGAAACAACGUUUGUGCCCGAGCCGGGUUCAUGUCAAAGACCCAAAGAGGAGUUUUCACGAUUAAUGAAACAGGACCUGCUCCAGGACAUUAUAAUGUCAACGAAUCCCUUGUGAAGGAGUCGCCCAAGAUAUUAAUAUCUUCUUUUAAAUCAAAAACUGACCGUGGAUUCAAACCGAUGUCAACAGGCCCAGGGCCCGGUUCUUACAACCCAAAUGACUACACCAAAGUGCUGAAAAAGACUCUUUUCCCGAAAAACCCUAUCCUGAACUUCUCAGCCCAGCCUUUGCCUCUCCCGCCCAAGCCACCGUUCCCAGGCCCUGGUCAGUAUGACAUCGUGGAUUAUGAAGGACCCCCCAAACAUUUCAUCUCAAGUGCAUCAUUUGUGUCCAACACCGGACGGUGGACUGUGGAUCCGUCCCAGCCAGGACUACCCGGUCCAGCCACGUACAAGCCGGAAUUCCCAGGCAAGCAAUCGUUUCUCUACAAUGAGGACAACAAAUGGAUCCCAGUACUGUAG